This is a messenger RNA of Peniophora sp. CBMAI 1063, 903 nucleotides long. NCBI's taxonomy places the organism in Eukaryota, Fungi, Basidiomycota, Agaricomycetes, Russulales, Peniophoraceae. The record is from the annotation of a GenBank genome assembly.
AUGGGCUACCACGAGAAAGCUGGCAACCGCGGCUGGGGCGAGACUCUGCCAGUGAAGGUGCAUCAUGACGUGUAUCCUUGCAUCAGCCCCACGCCUGCAUGGGAGGCGCAAUCUUUCAAGGGUAAAGCCAUCUUUAUCACAGGCGCCAGUCGUGGGAUAGGUCGUUCAACGGCCAUCACAUUCGCGAAGGCGGGCGCAGCGGUGGCCAUUGCAGCGCGCUCAAGUGCGGCUCUGGACGAAACCCUGUCACUCAUGCUGAAAGAGGCACCCGAGGCCAAAGUGAAGAAGUAUGCUGUGGAUGUAACAAACAGCGCCGAGAUGGAGAUGGCGGUAGAUCACGCGGCGGCUACGUUUGGCGGGUUGGACGUGGUCAUCGCGAAUGCUGGAUACACGAAUGCCUUUGACAACACGCUGAUGGAUCAGCGUGCGACGCCCGAGUGGUGGCGUACGUUCGAGAUCAACGUACUCGGCGUAUAUAACACCAUCAAGCCGGCGUUGAAGUUCCUGCGCAAGGUUGAAGGCUACUUCAUCGCGGUAACCUCCACCGGAGCUCAACUCCGCACACCGGGAGCUAGUGACUACGAUACAUCAAAGCACGCAGUCAACAGGCUGGUAGAGUUCAUUGCGGCCGAGAAUCCGAGUAUCAAAGCCUUUCCUGUGCACCCAGGCGCUGUUGCCACAGAGCUUGCAAAGGCGACAAAACUGGAGGAGAAAGGUAUCGAGUUCAACGACCCGCCUGAACUAGCCGCUUCCACCAUGCUGUACCUGUGUUCAGGAAAUCUCGACUGGAUGAAUGGGCGAUACGUCGACGUGAACUGGGACUGGGGUCAAGUCGAGAGGGUGUGGAAAGAUAAGAUCUUGGAGAAUGAUCUCCUCAUCAACAAGUUGGAUGUUCGUGUAUAG